AUGUUGCCGGUACAUACAACACAUCUGAAAACGGUACACGAUCAACCUGGGUGCAGGUAACGAUACACUGGUGACUUACGGUGCGAUCAACCUGGCUGGUGCACAACUGUCCAACAUCGAAAACAUCACAGCGAACUCUGCUGUGGUAAUCACUGCCAGCCAAUAUGCUGCGUUAAUCGCUGCGCGUGCGGCAUUGAGCCUGACAGGUCCUGUGCUGACAUUCUCUGGUAACGCACCUCAUCAACUGACUAUCGUUGA
Stylonychia lemnae is the source of this 258-nucleotide messenger RNA. The record is from the annotation of a GenBank genome assembly. NCBI's taxonomy places the organism in Eukaryota, Ciliophora, Spirotrichea, Sporadotrichida, Oxytrichidae.